This is a messenger RNA of Helianthus annuus (common sunflower), 1670 nucleotides long. Its product is annotated as tryptophan synthase beta chain 1. Gene Ontology annotation, cellular component: chloroplast stroma; cytoplasm. Lineage: Eukaryota; Viridiplantae; Streptophyta; Magnoliopsida; Asterales; Asteraceae. Gene Ontology annotation, molecular function: tryptophan synthase activity. Bases 108 to 1505 code for a protein of 465 amino acids. Gene Ontology annotation, biological process: L-tryptophan biosynthetic process. The record is from RefSeq and is a predicted model, not a curated record. The transcript has 5 exons.
CAACUCAGUGAGUCACUUGCUAUACAUACAUAAUAUAUAUACACAUACCUUCUUCAACAUUUUCAACAAUUCAUCCCCAAAUAAAAAAAAAACAGUAAAACCCCCUAAUGGCAUUCUCUUCCUCCAACAUAACUUACAGAGCCACCAUUACCAAACCUUCAUCUUCACCUUAUCCCAGAUCUAACCCUUCACAAUCAUCCCUCACAUUCACUAAAGCUUCCACCUUUUCACCCAAAUCCUUCUCAGUUUCUUGUGUCAUGACCCAACAAUCCACCAAUUCAUCGGCUGCGCCGGCUGAACCGGCGGUUCUCCGCCCUGAUUCGCUCGGCCGGUUCGGUAAGUUUGGAGGGAAGUAUGUGCCAGAAACUCUAAUGUAUGCUUUAUCGGAACUUGAGUCUGCUUUUCAUGCCCUAGCAACCGACCAUGAAUUUCAGAAAGAGUUAGAUGGCAUACUAAAGGAUUAUGUUGGUAGGGAAAGCCCUCUUUAUUUUGCUGAACGGCUUACAGAACACUAUAAACGUCCAAACGGUGAAGGACCAGAAAUCUAUCUCAAGAGGGAAGAUCUGAACCAUACUGGUGCUCAUAAGAUCAACAAUGCAGUAGCUCAAGCUUUGCUGGCUAAGAAGCUGGGUAAAGAACGAAUUAUUGCGGAAACCGGGGCUGGCCAGCAUGGAGUUGCGACCGCCACUGUUUGCGCUCGGUUCGGGUUGAAAUGCAUUAUUUAUAUGGGUGCUCAAGAUAUGGAAAGACAGGCACUUAACGUGUUCAGAAUGAAAUUACUUGGUGCAGAGGUUAGAGCGGUUCAUUCCGGGACAGCCACAUUGAAAGAUGCAACAUCAGAAGCCAUAAGGGACUGGGUGACGAACGUUGAAACAACCCAUUACAUACUGGGUUCUGUCGCGGGCCCACACCCGUACCCCAUGAUGGUACGCGAGUUCCAUGCUGUAAUCGGCAAAGAAACAAGAAAACAAGCCUUAGAAAAAUGGGGCGGAAAGCCCGACGUGCUGGUUGCUUGUGUUGGUGGCGGGUCAAAUGCCAUGGGCCUGUUUCACGAGUUUGUUGACGAUAAAGAUGUGAGACUCAUUGGUGUUGAGGCUGCGGGUUUCGGGCUAGAUAGCGGAAAACAUGCAGCCACCUUGACGAAAGGUGAAGUUGGUGUGUUGCAUGGUGCGAUGAGCUAUUUGUUGCAGGAUGAUGAUGGACAGAUAAUUGAGCCUCAUUCUAUUAGUGCGGGGUUGGAUUAUCCGGGAGUUGGACCUGAGCAUAGCUUUCUGAAAGAUUUAGGUCGUGCUGAAUAUUAUAGCAUCACUGAUGCAGAAGCGUUGGAAGCUUUUAAGAGACUAUCUAGACUGGAGGGCAUAAUCCCAGCUUUGGAAACAUCGCACGCGCUUGCAUAUUUGGAGAAACUAUGCCCAACGCUACCAAACGGAACCAAAGUUGUUCUCAACUGCAGUGGAAGGGGCGACAAAGAUGUUCAUACCGCCAUCAAACAUUUGCAGGUUUGAAGUAGUCGACCUCCAAGACAGUUGGAUAUACCAGAAAACGUUAUGCUUACAUUAUGCUUUAGCAGUUGUUUUUUUCUGUUGUAUCAGAGAAUAAAGAUUUCGUAAACAGUUUACAAUGUGAAAUCAGAAUUUGCCGCCCUUUCUAAUUUCUGAAUCUUUUCUGAA